Messenger RNA from Endocarpon pusillum Z07020, 765 nucleotides. RefSeq lists its product as uncharacterized. The transcript has 2 exons. NCBI's taxonomy places the organism in Eukaryota, Fungi, Ascomycota, Eurotiomycetes, Verrucariales, Verrucariaceae. The record is from RefSeq and is a predicted model, not a curated record. Bases 1 to 765 code for a protein of 254 amino acids. Gene Ontology annotation, cellular component: mitochondrion.
AUGGCCUCUGAGCUCCCCCGUACAAUGAAAGCCUGGCAGUUCACCAGCACCUCCCCCACGAUUGAGAAGAAUCUGAAGCUCAACACCAGCGCUCCUCUCCCUACACACUCGACCUCCCUCGCAGCCGACCAGAUCCUUGUGCAAGUCCUCGUCGCAGCUCUCAACCCCGUCGAUUACAAACUCCCCCGCCACGCCCAGCAUCGACUUCGCAGGUCGCGUCGUCGCCACAGGCCCCAACAGCAAGAAAGUCUCCUCGACGGACCUGAAGCCAGGGCAGCUGGUCUUUGGGCGCCUCGACGGCCCCACGAAGUUUGGGACUCUGGCCGAGUACACCGUCGCGCCGCGAGCAAGGAUAUUGUGGCGGAGUUGAAGAAGAUGCCACCGUUUGAUCUCGUGGUGGAUAACGUCGGCUUGCCGGCAAAUCUUUACUGGGCUGCGCCCUCAUUUCUGAAACCCGGCGCACCGUAUGUGCAGCCCGGUGCGUCCGGCAUUGAUCUGGCCUUCGCCUGGGAGGUUUUAUGCAAACAAGUGUGGCCACGUUGGUUGGGGGGUGGGCAGAGGCCGUGGGAGUUCCUGCAGCUGGUGAGCAAAGUUGAGGAUUAUGCGCAGAUUGGGCGCUGGAUGCAGGAGGGAAAGGUGCGCGCGGUGCUGGAUGAGGUUUUUGAUAUGGAGAAUAAGGGGCCUGUCAGGGCAUUUGAGAAAUUGAGGACCGGGAGGACGAGGGGCAAGAUUGUUGUUAAGAUUGCGGAGCGGUGGGAGGAGUAA